This is a messenger RNA of Lolium perenne, 1105 nucleotides long. RefSeq lists its product as uncharacterized. The record is from RefSeq and is a predicted model, not a curated record. Lineage: Eukaryota; Viridiplantae; Streptophyta; Magnoliopsida; Poales; Poaceae.
CCCCUGUAGUCGAGUCAAACCCAGAAGAGGAGAAGAAAAACAAUUUGCCCCGGCGCCCGCGCCUCCUCCGCUCCUCGUCGCCGUCCGGCCUAUUUGCAAGAUGGCGGCGGCGGUAGACCUGGAGGACGCGUUCGGCGCCGUCGUAGGCGAGGCCAAGCCGGAGGGCCACCCGUCCCCACGCCCCAUCCUCUUCCGCGCCCACGCGCGCUCCGCCGCCGCCCUUCGCAUCGCCGCCACCGACUGCCACUCCCUCGCCUGGGACCGCUCCCUCUCCAUCUCCGACCUCGACGAUCUCAGAGAUGAUGUUGGAAUCGGAGGCUCAUGGUCCGACUUCCUGGAUUACCUCAAGUCCUCCCUGUCCUCCGGGGAAGUGAAGCUGCUCUUCGCCGCCGACCAACUCCGCAAGUCACCUGGCCCUGAUUGUGCAAAGCUCGUGGCUACCAAGGCAAAGGGCCUGCCUCGCAUCGCCAUUUCUCUCCAGAGAGUUACUGGCGCUGCGGUGAGUGAUGUCGUAGCCGAGAUCUCGCUUGCGCUUUACGCCGCUUAUAGGACUACGCUGGAGCGUGCAUCCAGAGAACAGGAACGAAUGUCGCAGCUGAUGGUGAGCCUGUCAUCUGAAAGAGAAAAAAAUGAAAUCAUGCAAAAACAGCUUGAAGCAGUUUCUUUCCUAGACAGAAGAAAGGCAACAAAGCCAAAGCUGGUAGCUGAUGAGGUUCCAAGUGUGUCUGCUGUGACUUUGGGCUCCGAUCAAGUUACAGCUCAUGUGGAGCAGCAAAUAUCAGUGCCUUCACCUAGUAAAGUCCCUCCAGCUAAAGCCACGAAGCGAGUAGCCCCCAAGCCUCGGAGGGCAAGGGCGCGAGGAGCUUUGCUGCAAGAUAAUGAGGACGAUGAGGACAAUUGACAAAAUUUAGAGGUGCUUAUAUCUUGGUAAUUGAUUAAUUCUGUGAUAUGUGAACUUAUGAAGUGUGACACGGGGUUAGUCGUUUUUCUGAUUCUUUUGAUCUGUCUCAAGCUUGUGGGAUGAAACUAACUGCAGCUCAUGGCAUGAAAACACGUGACAAAUUAUAUAUGGGCUAAGUUCAUAUAUGAUAUAUUUUGCUCCAUA